GCGUGGGCUCUCUAUGUGCCACAGAAGGUUCACCAUGCGUUUGUGAAUAACAGCAUUUUUUGCGAGUGUGAGAUCCGAGUCGUAUGAAGGAAAAUUCUCCUUUUUAACACAAGGGUCAUUCUAGUGCUAUCUGACAAAUUGCUGCUUUGGGAUGCCGUCCCCAAGCAACGGUUGCUAGGUCUCGCCGGAUGGCACACUUUGUCCCCCUUGCCUGUUUAGCGUGCCUUGGGCUGCUACGGGCAGAGUUUCGGUGCCGCUAUCGGCCAAUAAAUGCUGUCCAUUCCAGGGAAGAGUAUGGUCUACUGGUAUGUUCUGGUACUUCUGGUCGUAGCCUUCCGCGCUACGGGGCUGGUCCUACCCCUUCUUGCUGCUUUUCCCCCGGCAUCGGCUCCACAGCUCAGCCGUGUUCUCCGGCGGGCCAUAGGAGAGGCCGAUACCAAACUAGAUGCUAAGAACGUGACACUUCUGGCCCGCUGGGUUACUCUGCCGAACAACACUCAAACCACCGUUAGUGUUUUGUGCGAGGCAGUAGAGAGAAACAGCCCCGCCUUAAUCCUCAGCUUCGUCGACCGGCCCAUGUCCUUCUUCCCGGCACUUAUAGCAGGAUAUACUGGCGUUCCUCUCAUGGGCAUGACGUCAGGCUACCUUGACCAAACAGCGAAGUCUUUUAGAAAGAUGGAUGGUUGGGAUGGAGGGAGUAAUUACAGAUCCAGUUGCUAAGAAGUCAACUAAUUGACAAUUUGCAAAAAGCACGUAUUCCUACUCAUUUAGCACUUUUUGUGACCUCCAUUUUCUACCUUGGACUUUUCUGUCUCGUCGAAUCUUUUUCUCGGAGCAAUGAGUGUCUGUCUACACGUUGCUAGUAAUUGAACUUUCGAAGUGGAACAUUUACGUAUAAGUACGUUUGUCAGAUUGUAAUUUUGCGCA
This is a messenger RNA of Limulus polyphemus (Atlantic horseshoe crab), 927 nucleotides long. RefSeq lists its product as uncharacterized. The record is from RefSeq and is a predicted model, not a curated record. NCBI's taxonomy places the organism in Eukaryota, Metazoa, Arthropoda, Merostomata, Xiphosura, Limulidae. The transcript has 2 exons. The coding region runs from base 271 to 720 and encodes 149 amino acids.